UGUGCGACCCAUUGUCUCGUAUUCUUACAUAAUCUUACAGCAUACGAAACUUAUCUCAUAUUUCAAAUGGUCGCAGGAAUCGAACCUGGGACCUCUCGAUAUCCGGUCGAGCACCUUAACCGCUAAGCUACCAACUGAUAUCCAUAUCCAUGCCAUCUUUUCCAACCAACAUAUCCCUCCCCAUGUGAUAAAUAUUUUCUUACAAUUGUUGCAGGAUUUCGACACGAUUAGAAACUUUAUGAACUGAAUAGAAAAAAAUUAAACUAGAAACCCAAACUGCAAACUUAAUUAAACCACACUUUAUGUCUCAAGUCAAUAAAGCGAUGUUGGGAGCCAUUAAAUUUAAACUGAUAAGCAGAUUAGAUAUCGUUCAAGCUGAAGUAAAUGAAGCGUCGCAAUCAUUUCAUGACUCAGAUCAAAUUUAGAUCCUCGCCCGAUCUGUCCAGUCGACUAAAUUGUUUUAGUUGUAUAAUCGACAUGGAGGUAAAAUUUGAGCCAGAUGACAACUUAAAAAUCCAUCCUUCCGACUGGGACACAAUUCUGAAAAAAAAUUUACGUCCGCCUAAUCCAACGUUCUCCACGAAGGGUUUGAAGCUCGACAAGAAACUGCAGCUGGAGCCUCAUCCAUCAAUCGGGGACUUGGCAAAAUUGGCUAAAAUCGCAUACUCUGGCUUUGAUGAUGCCAAAAAGGAGUUGGAAUGAACGACACUUGCAAAAGGCCACCUUGAAGCGGAUCUGCAGGGGAUAGUGAAUAACCAGAAAACACCACAGCUAAACUCUGCCUGUACCUUCGUCUUAAAAGUCAUGGGAGCUGUCGAAAAACUUCAAAAAGACACAUCCGACCCACCACCACUCCAACACAUCAUCACUGGACACUCCCUCGGCGGUUGGCUAGCUCAGGUGGCCACAUACGCCGUAAAAUAUUUAAAACUUAGCGCAUCAAGCUUUGUCCCGUAUAAUGGGGACCGGUAUCACCCACACUGUGUCGUUUUCGACAGUCCUGGCACUCGCCAAAUGCUUGAUUACAUUCACUCAUGUUCCAAAUUUGGACAACAUCUGGAUUUUCACACCGUUAGGUUGGAAAUUUGCAAUUACGUACUUUAUCCAAAUUUUGUUAACGUUACCAAUCCUCCAUUCGGAGAUAUGGUGCAGAUUAGUUCGGAACAGAUUACAGGAGCAUUUGAAGAGUUUGAUCCUCUCAAGGAUACACUAAUUUCACAUUUAAGUCACGUAGGCAGGUUUCAUCGUAUUGAUUUAUUUGUAAAAAUUCUAAACGGGGGGAACCCGUUUCGGCAAAAGGCCAUUCCGCUGACGAAGCCGUCGCUAUUUAAAAAAUCUAUAAAGAUUGUCAAACGUUCCUUGCAAUUUAUCAAAAAUUCCUUGUCUUCCUCAGUUUUUGGUGAUACGGAUGUAAACUUGGAUAUGCGAUUAAAUGGCGACGUAUCAUACCAAGUAGUAAAAUGGCCAUUUGUAGUAUUUCAGGGAUGGAACACUAAAGUAGAUAAAGCUAUGAAUAGUUGGGUAAACUUAAUUUGGAACGGGAUAUCUCCCGUACUGGAUAAAAAUGCUAGACGACGGUUGUCCGAGUGGGUUUCUCGUGCCGAUAUACACUGCGGAAGUAUAUCCACCAAGGAUGAUGAGGUUAGUUUGUCAACGACCAGACUGAGCGAGACUGAGAAAAAAAUUACAGAACAAUUUAAAAGAAUUCGAUUAUGGAAGAAAUACAUCCGACAUGAUAAAGUACAUAAGAUUUGUAGUCCGGAACUGAAACCUAUUUUCGAUAAUAUCGACAAAUUUUCCGCUGAAAUGGGAAGGAUCAGUUUUAAAAAUCAAGAAACAUACAAGCUCAUUAAAAAUUGCUGCUCAUUUAAUCUCCAAACUGAAUUACGAAAUGGGAUUAAAAAUCUUCCAGAUUAUGAUUUUACUUCCGUUUUACUUGAGAGUGAGUCAUUCUGUGAUGAAAUGCUGAACAAAUAUUGUGGUGUAAAAUUUACCCGCACGGAUCCACUUAAACGUUACAAUGUAAAUAAGAAUACGGCCACAAUUUUGACAUCAACCAGUAAAGAUUUGUUGACUUUGACAUUGCUCAAAUUCAUCUUUUUGAAACACAAUGGAUUUAACGCCGCGCUUAAAACAGCUUUAAUUUUGAAAUAUGAUUCUAAGAAUAAAAAAUCUAGACCAAAACUAGAAAUAAAACUGAGUGGUAUUACCUUAAUAAUAAUUAACUGUAUCGAUGUGUCGGAUGAUGAAAUUCACAAAUUUUCGUCCAAUCCAUCAAUUAAAUAUGUUUGGCUAAGACAGUGCACAUAUAUCAAACAGACUGUUACCCAAGAUUCUGACGAGCCAUCACCAAAAAGAAAAAGAAUGAUAACCCCCAACUCUUUCGAACUGGCUAAUUUUGAAGUUGACACUGACUUGUUAGAAUGCUUGCUUUCAAAGGAAAUAUGUUUGCAGGGGCAUCCGCGCUUGUUGAGAGAUGUCAUUCAUGAUAAGCAAGACGAGUUUAAAGAAUUUCUAAAAUCAUCACCAUCCACCAUCUUAUCUAUUCUCGAGGGUAGUCAGGAAAAAAUCGGUCACACUCCAAAAUCCGUGUUCAGCCUUAAGAGCUCAUAUUUUGAAAUUGCGCGUAACAUGAAUAGUGCAGAAUUAGUAGGAUACUACUCAAGAGAACUGACAAAAUACGAAACCAUUGUUGUAUUUGAGUGCAACAAGGAGGAUUACUUGCAUCAGCAGGGAGUGCUUGAACCGCUUUGCCAGACAAAAAUAAGGAUUAUUAUUUUACCAGCGAACUCAUUUGUUGAAUUCCAAAGUAUUUGCACGAGUGAACCCGACUGCGUUGUUGACCACGUUCGUUGCAGCGACGAUUUCAAUGUUAACCAGCCAUUCCACCGUGUUUUGCAAUAUAUUCCUAAUUUUUAUAUUAAGAGGAAAAUUAAUAAGCCAGGUAUUGAUUUGGAAGCAGCUUGUAAUUAUUUGAAAUUUGAAAUGGAUAAAAAGUGCUAUAUAGGGCAUAACUUUAAGGUAGAAAUUCAUAAGAAUGAUAGCCAAAAUGCGACAAAUUCUUCCUGUAAAUCACUCUUUCCGAAACUGAAAAAACGUGGAUCAAUGCGUUUCGUAUCACGUAAUAAUAGUUACAUUGGUGUGGCAGGCGACGUUCACAAAACAGAAUUUGCGUUCGCAAAUGUUGAAGUACAUGAGGACGACCUACCUUUAGACAACCGGUUCAUAAUUUUCUCCGACGAACCCGGGAUGGGCAAGUCAACAACGGUGGUCAAGCUGGCAAACAGAAUUUUGCAACAAAAUGCUAAAAGAAGUAAUAUGCAUUUUCUAAUCGUUAUCGAACUCAAAACUUUGGAGAACAUUGAGCUAAGUGAUACUGAUUUCGUAUCCAGUUUUGUUAAUUGCAUUUCUGCAAAUCAAAAGUUUAAUGAAUUUUCGAAAUUUAUAUUGCGUAAUUUUAUUUUAUUGGGCAAUAUGGUAACAAUUAUAGCGGAUGGGUUCGACGAAAUGACGAUUGAAAACAAUAAACUGUGGACAAACGUUCUCCUUCAGAUUCGUAAGCAAACAAAAAUUAGGAUAAUUAUCACGACUCGUCGUCACGAUUCGGAUCUGCUGCAGAGCACUUUGUGCGUCCUGGAGCAUACAUUUGUCCCCCUAAGAGACUCGAAAUCUGUUGAGGAGAAUGAGAAAAUACAGUUUCUUGUAAACCUGUGGUCCACUGCGAUUCGAUGUACCAACGAACAAACUUCGGAACUCACACUGUUAACAAAAUUUGCUACUCAGGUAAUUCUAGAAGCACACUCGCAUCUUGUUCAAGGUAGAGAGAACUUUCUCGGGGUGCCCCUACAGUUAAGAAUUUUGUCGGAAAUUUUCCUUGAUAAUGCGAUUGAUUACGUCGUAAGUGAAGGAAAAAAAGGAGCAAUUGAAGACUUGAGGGAGGUAAUAUCUUUGAGCUAUAUUUAUCAAAAAUUUAUCGAUCGGAAGUACCAUAUUUACCUCUCUCAGAAAAAUGGGCUUCCAAAUUCAUCCGUGGCAGAUAGACAUGUUUCAGCACGUUUGGAUGAAUAUAUGUACAAGAUUGCAGUUGAGAUAAUCAAUUGUUCGGAAGAUUACGAUUCAUUAAUUACCCGAGUUUGUGGGAGAAAAUUACUAUGUCCUGAUAAAAUGGUUGUCGACGAUAUCAUUCGACUAGGCAUUGCAUACGAGGAUAAGGGGGCAAAAAACCUACAAUUCAUUCAUCGCACAUUUGCCGAGUUUUACGUGGCAAAAUUCCUCGCAAGCGAAAUCGAUCGUCUUUCUCAUCAUGGAAAUAAUUCAUUUGAAGAGGAUGCCAAACUACUUACAAAUAUACUUUUACAACGCGAACCAGCUAACCAUUUUGCCCUAUUUUCAUUCUUAGACGAUAUGAUAAAAGCGAGACUGGCGCAAGGUUUAGGUUAUGCCAAUUUUCCAAAGUUUAAAGAUAGUAACAGAAGGUUACAACGUGAUCUGAAAUUAUCUCAGGACUUAUCUCAUGUAGGUGGAAGAUAUUUUUACCUAGAGGAUUUCCUGAUAAAAGUGGUGAACCGUUCUGAUAUAGAUUUCGCAUUUAUAUUAAAAGAAUCUAAAUUCGGAAUAUUGCACGGAUAUGUGUGUGGUGUCGAACCACUUGCUUGGAUGGUCUCGUUCCUUCGUACAAUGUUGAAACCUAAGGUUGCAUUUAGAAAAAUGAAAUGGUUGAAUUUUUAUUAUACUGAUUAUUCUCCAAAAGUUGUGAAACUUUUAGAUUGUGGUGUGGGUAGUGUAGAAUUGCUAUCGAUAAAUGACAUGAUACAAAAAUUUGACAAACUUGAAAAUAGUGAUGGCGAUUUAAAAACAUGUAUUUUGCAUAAUCCAAUUGCAUACUUAGUUUUCACGGAUGAAAGUAGAGAUACAUUUUUUAAUUUAAUCGAGAACUGUGUCCGUAGAUCGCCAGAUCACGUGGAACUACAACAUUCAGACAGAGAUAAUAUUUCCACAAUCAGGAAUAGGUGGGAGGCUUCUAUUGAUGGAGAUUUGGUUAGAUUAAUUGAAGACAGAUCAGGCCUUGAAUUUUCGAAGAAAAGGACAAUGCUCCGUAUAUAACCAGCUUUUGUUAAAACAUAAACUCCUUAAACGUGCUGAGAAAGGUUAAAUUUCUAUGCAUAAAUUAGUGUAUUUACAUAACUGCGGGAAACAUGUAGUUAGCGGAUGUCCAUAAAUUAUGUUGCUCGUGACGUGGGUAGCAGGAUAAAAGUCUUGGGGGACAGGUCGAUUUGUGCCACAAGUGGAAAGGGGGUGUAACGCGUGACAAGGAGAGAGGGAGGGGCGGAAAAGAGUCACUUCUUCGCGACAUAAUUAAUAACCGUUCUUUUGUCAAAUUAUCUCCAGCAUAUGCAGUGCCCGUGCGACCCCAAAAAUUAACCCGGGCAAAACAUAUUUGUGCGCCCCUAAUUUUUCCCUUCUUAUUUCUAUAUCUACAUGAUUUUUUCGAGGGGUAAAAAAAGGUCGUAAACCUAAAUUUUCAAUUUAUCUAAAAAUUAGUCAUUCGAUAAUUUAAUGAGAAAAUCUAGAAAGAAAUCAAUUUGCUCAAAAUGUAGGUCUUUCGCAUUAAAAAUUCUGAUGCACUUGGGACCAAUUUUAUUUUUUCGCGAAAAAAUAAGGACACUAAUAAUUUUUUCCAGAAUGCUCUAAUUCGAGCCUGGAACUUGCAUUUUAAUUUUUUUACAGCCAAAACCUCUGAUUUUGUAAAUUCUGGAACCUUUAAAAUUCGAAAAAUUCGGAAACAUAUUGAUUAGCAAUAAAACGUCCUUACGUGGCUUAUAAAAAUUCAUCGGCAGUAUUAAAUGAAAUUUAAAGUUGGCCAGAAUUUGCUUUAAGGAAUUUCAGAAAGUAAAAAAAUGUUAAACGUAAAAUGACGCGAAAAUUGAAUUUUAAUAAAUCAGAUAUUUCUUCUGAACAAACAUGUUUCUGAAUUUUUUAAGGGGCUGUCAACUUCGAAAAGUUCAAGAUUUGUGAAAACCAAAUUGUUUGACUGGAGAAAGGUUUAAAAUUCGCACCUCGACAAAGUACAAUUAGCCUAACGUAAAUCUGAAUUUUACAUGUUAAAUCGUCACACUGUGAAUGGAAAAAUUAACUUGAAUUUUGGUACCCGUGAUUUUGCACACGAGGGUUCAUUUUUGUGUCACAAAUAUUUCUAUGUUAAAGUCAAAGGCGGCGUUCGAAAAACGGGAAUUUUCUAGAAAUCUCAUGUGUAAGGAAUUUUUCGGGAAUUUUUGGAGGCUCUUGAAUAAAUGUAAUUAAUUCAAGAAUCCAAUUUAUUCAAGAUAGGAUUUCUGUACAUGGUAGUGACAUUAGAAAUUCAAUUCACGUGAAAAUCCUCAAAAUUUCAAAAUUCCAUGCUGAAUCCGAUAACUUAAUUAGCAUUAUUAAUAGUGAAGAUAUGUAUGCAUGGUUUAGAGAAGUUUAUUUCAACUUGCUUCAAAGUUUUAUAAAAAUCCCACGAACACAUGAUAGCAUUGGGGUUUUCAGGGAUUAGUUUACAACAACAAUCACAAAAACUUAAGCCCAUAAAAACCAAAAUUGGCAGACCCUACUCAAAGACAACUGAAAAAUACCACUCAUUGCUGUGGAAUAUUCAAAAGAACUUUACUUUAAUCAGCUUCACUUUGAUUUUUUUACCAGGAUUAUGCCAAUAAAUUACUUUACAUAUCAUAUAAUCGUUGGCGCCCUCCGACGCCCCUCGGCGCCUCAGCGCCCUGGGCAACUACCCGGCUUGCCCGCCCCUCUCACGGGCCCUGAGCAUAUGUAGAAAUACGUGAACACACAUGAGCAUCAAUUUAUUGAUUACAUUUUUCACUUAAAUAAUAUGAGGAAAAAAAUUGUAUUUAGAAUUACUACAUUCACAUUUAUUGAUGAAUUCAGACAUACCUAUGUACAUACAUAUGUAUGAAUUGUAAUAUAUUAUAUUAUUUACGCUCCGACAACCUGUACAGUCUGGUUUUUCUGAAACCAUUUUCUGAUUUGUUUAAGUAUUUAGUUGAACUCUGCGAUACACCAUUUUACUUUUAAAAAUAAAAUACUAUCUUACCUGUAACCACAUGUA
This is a messenger RNA of Folsomia candida, 7102 nucleotides long. RefSeq lists its product as uncharacterized. The transcript has 2 exons. The record is from RefSeq and is a predicted model, not a curated record. NCBI's taxonomy places the organism in Eukaryota, Metazoa, Arthropoda, Collembola, Entomobryomorpha, Isotomidae. Bases 805 to 5103 code for a protein of 1432 amino acids.